CAUACUGUUUUAUUCGAAAAGGAUGACAUUAUAUUUGUACGUUAUCGUGACAUCCGACAACUUUUGCUAAAUAAAUCUAACUCGUCUUUUUGUUUUUUUCUCAUCGUUAUUAUUAUUGUUAAUGGCAGACAAUUAUCCAAUCGGAGAAGACGCUUGGAAUAGAAGCAAGGAGGCAAGACAGCAUCCAGAGUUAGUGUCCUCUGGCUAUGGCACGGUGGAUCUUCCAUGGUCUACCGAUGAACCGCCGGCAGUGGCGGAUGAGAAAAAAGAAAAGAAGCAGAGUACAGAAAAACCAGAUCAGCGUAACACUGAUGUGAAGGAGCAUAAUUUCUGUGGUCACACAGUCAGACAUGGUUAUCCAACAAGAAGUGUCAAAAGAGACUUGAAUAACAUUUAAAAAUUUAUAAAUAAAUUUUCCGAA
Molecule: messenger RNA, 421 nt
Organism: Mucor mucedo
Lineage: Eukaryota; Fungi; Mucoromycota; Mucoromycetes; Mucorales; Mucoraceae
Exons: 4
Coding region: 122-397 (91 amino acids)
Source: RefSeq, a predicted model, not a curated record